Messenger RNA from Poeciliopsis prolifica (blackstripe livebearer), 2516 nucleotides. It is a transcript of the gene mbd3b, whose product is annotated as methyl-CpG binding domain protein 3b. The coding region runs from base 877 to 1614 and encodes 245 amino acids. Gene Ontology annotation, molecular function: DNA binding. The transcript is spliced from 7 exons. The record is from RefSeq and is a predicted model, not a curated record. NCBI's taxonomy places the organism in Eukaryota, Metazoa, Chordata, Actinopteri, Cyprinodontiformes, Poeciliidae.
UGAACAAGACACCAACACGGGAGUUAGUUGCUGCAAUUCUUAUGCUUGGUGCCAUUUUUAAUAUAAACAUGGAAAGUAUGUUUAUCAUCGAUUAGGCAAACGCUGCGGUCUCGCUUUCUGCUAACAGCAGUCCGGUGGGGUCUCCUGAAUCUCUGUCGCUCUCGUUUUUUGCUUUCCCCCCCAUUUAAAUCACAGUUGCACGAUUAAAUGUUUCGUUUAAGUGCGUCGAUAUAUGCAGUGCGUUUUCAACACAAGGAUUUAACCGUACAAAAUGCAUGCAAGGAUUUCUGCGUCGGUUUUAAAACGCGUUCACACAGAAUAUCUUGGAUUGUAUUUUAUUAUUCGCCUUCGUUUGACUGGAUCUACUUUGUUCCUUGAAAUGAAAAAAGCCGGCUCCAAGACUGAAGGACGACGGUCUUCAUUGUCGUGAGACGAGCACCCCCUUUUUAUUUAUUUAUAUUUUUUAUCGUGUAACUUACGUAGAGCUUGCGCAUUUAAAUUCACAAUGUAUAUGCAUGUAUAUAUAUUUUUUAUCACUGCUUCUGUUAGUUUCAGCUGCGGUAAUGGAGGCUGUCAUUGCUGCUUCGGGAUCGAUCUACUUUCUGUUGUCACGUUCAUGUUCUCCAUACGUUAAUGGAGAUGUUAUGAUGGCUGCAAGCGUUCAAACAGAACAAAAAGCUGGACUUCCUUUACGUGUCAAAAUAAAAGUAACUUGUACGAUCAGAUAAACAAGCACACGUAGAUUGUAGCAGAGGAGAAGAGCAAGAUGAGGAACAGAGGCAAGACAGGGGGGAGGCGGGUCGGUUGUAUAGCUUGUGUCCAUCUGGGAAGAAGUUUAGGAGCAAGCCUCAGCUGGCCCGGUACCUCGGUAACCAGAUGGACCUCAGCUCCUUUGAUUUUCGCACGGGGAAGAUGCUGAUGAGCAAACUGAACAAGAACCGCCAGAGACUGCGAUACGACAACAACAACCAGAACAAGGGCAAACCUGACUUGAACACGUCGCUGCCGGUAAGACAGACGGCCUCCAUUUUCAAGCAGCCUGUUACAAAAGUUACCAACCAUCCCAACAACAAAGUGAAGACGGAUCCUCAGAAAGCUGUCGAUCAGCCCCGACAGCUUUUCUGGGAGAAAAAGCUCAGCGGUCUUAACGCGUAUGACAUCGCAGAGGAGCUGGUGAAGACGAUGGAGCUGCCUAAAGGCCUGCAGGGUAAACAACUGGAUCCUUUAACCAGAGCGAUAGCAUGUCUGGAGAAAGUCGUCCUGAAAAUGUCUGACGAGUCUUCUGCAGGUGUCGGCCCGGGCUGCACGGACAAAACGCUCCUGUCGGCUAUAGCGAGCGCCCUGCACACGAGCGCUGCUCCGAUCACGGGCCAGCUGUCUGCGGCGGUGGAGAAGAACCCGGGCGUGUGGCUGAACACUGCCCAGCCGCUCUGCAAGGCCUUUAUAGUCACAGACGAGGACAUCCGGAAACAGGAGGAGCUGGUGUACAGCGUCAGGAAGAGGCUGGAGGAGGCGCUGAUGGCCGACAUGCUGGCCCACGUGGAGGAGGCCGCCAGCGAGGCGGAGCCCCCGAAGGACGAGGGCAACAGCAGCGAAGACAUGGAGACCUUAUAGCACAGGUUGUUCUGAAGACCGAUUGGACUCAUUGGCCCGCCUCCCUCCCAUAAACACGAGUGUUAGGAUUUCCAUUCCAGCGUGGCCCAGAAGAACUGGGUCCAGUCUCGGCGUCCACUCACUCCAGAAGACCCUCGGCAGCCAUUUUACCACCCGUGAUUGUCUCCAUUCAGUGGGACUCUGUGACUGUAUUUAUGACCGCAGAUGAUUUUUAAUUGGUAAAAGACAUCUAUGAAUGACUUCAGUAUAUUCAAUAUAAUUUCCUUACAAUGUGUCAAAGAUGAGUGUUUAGUAUUGUAUUUUUUACUAAAAUGUCUCGGAUGGAUUUGUGUGUUUUUUGUUUGUGACAAUCAUGUCAGAUCCGAAUGGUUCAGGUCAGCAGACAGCCGGCGUGUUUGUCCCUUUUUAUUGCGGGCUCCUUUUGAGGCGAAUGUUUUUUGUACUGUACUGCAUCCGUUUUUGGAAAUUGAAAUGAAGCUUAACUUGUCAUAUUUUGUAUUUAAAUGUCUUGUUGAAAUCAUGCUCGGUGUUGGUUCGAGAAAAGCGGUGUGCUUUUAAUUAUUAUUUUUUCUUUAGCUUUCAGAGCUUUUGGUGGUUUGGUUUUGCUUAUUUUUUGUUUUUCAUCACCAAAAUGAGUGUUUAGAAACAUUCAACAGUGCUUUUGUACAUUUUUUUUUCUUGUAAAGCAUCUGUGUUAUCACACACUUUUAAAAAUGUAUGCACAAAACAGGCGACGACAGAUGGGAUAGUUUUUAUUCCAUCACUUUCCAAGGAGAAAGGGUUUUACGGUUUCUGUGCUGGCUCACAACAUCCAGCUGGAAUCAUGAAAUGCCCCAUCCAACCUGAGCAGGCAGAUUGCUGCAAUGUGUUAAAGAAAUAAAAUUUGUCACUAUGGUACCAAA